CCAACUACUUCUAAAAUUAACGCGCUAUUGAAUUCUUAAAAAUUUAAACUAAUUAUUCAACAUAUAUUGUGUUAAACGCAUUUGUAAAUUGAAAAAAGAAGUUAGCAAACUCGGUAACGCUCGUUAUCGUUCAAUACCUUCUCUAAUUUCUCAAUCGGCAAUACUGUUUAUGUGUAACCCGAUAGUACGAUGUUAAAAACUUGUCCGGAUCCGAUAGAUGUGCAGGACAUCAAUUUCAAACUGCAUUGCAGUUUGGAAGUAUUUAAAAAUAACGAUCUUGGUACAUUUGCUGUUAAUCAAAGCCUAAUAUCUUGUGCCAGUCGAUAUGGUUUGCUAUUCGUUGGAACCAACUUAAGUGUUUUAAAAGUUAUUCAGUUAAAAUGUGUGGAAAAUUUCACACCGAAAGACAAAGUUAUAUCGCAGUUUCCAAGAAGGAAUGUCCCUCUACCUUCUCCAUCGAAACAUGUUUGCGUUAAUUGCGAUAAUACGUUGCUAGCUGUUGUGAUCGAGAAAGAUAGUUGUCCCAUUGUAUUGUUUUAUGAAGUGCUGUCUUUUUACAAGAAAAAUAUUAAUGUUAUUAACGAAGUAAGACUCUCGUCGACUCCUGGAGUACAUGUGACUGAAAUUAAUUGGAAUCCCGCUGUGCCUAAUAUUUUUACAGCUUCUAAAAGUGACGGAAGCCUCGGCAAUUACGAACUCAAAGGUAACUCGGUGGAUAUAAAUGAAAUUCCUGCAGCAGCGGAAUGUUCAAGUUUCUGCUGGAGCCCCAAAGGAAAACAAAUCGCCGUAGGAUCCAAAAAUGGCAAUAUCACUCAAUAUAAACCCGAUUUGAAGGCAGUUAAAGUCAUACAGGGUCCUAAACUUGAGUCGCCGCAUUCGCUCAUUUCCCUCUGCUGGAUAUCAAACUAUCAGUUUAUUGGAGUUUAUCAAGCUCUACAAGAAGAUGGGCAAGCUAAGCUUAUAGUUAUCGAUGCUCCAAAAACCGGUGAACCCGUUUAUACUAAUUACGAAGAUGUUUGCUACAGUGGUACGAGUAGAAAACCACAAUUUUACUUUACUUUAUUACAAAAUUGGAACAUGCUUAUGGUAGCAUCUUCAAACAGCAUGGAAUUGGGUUUGUUAGGAUCCGUUUCUGAUGUUUGGACCCAAUGGAUCGUUCCCGAUUUUGCUCGAGCCGAGCUCCCUUUAAGUCCUGACAAACAGGAUACUCUUCCAAUUGGUAUGGCCCUUGAUGUGAGCAAUACUCAGCCAUUACCAUGGCAGGAGGGUUUUCUAAGUCCAUGUCCAUAUAUUUUACUGUUAUCUCACGUGGGAGUUUUGUACUUUUUCAACAUUGUUAACUUAAAGGCUGGCAUUCCGUCUAUUUGUUGUCCUCCUGAUAAUAUUACAGACAUGAGCGGAAUGGAUCAGUUUGUUUUUGAUACAAUCGAAACGGUGCCAAAAAGUGUACCUCAAGCUUCGUCAUUCUCUUUUGGGGCCAUAGAACCACAAAAACCAUCAAUACAGCCGGCCAAUCCGCAAAUCCAGACGAGUAGUAGUUUCAAUUUCGCAAAACCAGCACCUCUUCCUUCGUUUGCCGCUACCACAAUGUCGGCGCCGCCGAACGUUUCAUUAUUCGAUAAAAGCGUCGAAAAUAAACCUGCAUUCGGGGCUCCCUCGAAUCUCGUGCCCGUUAAACCUCAACCACACACCGAGGCGUCUUCCGUGCACACUCUAUUCAAAAACCCUUCGAUCAGUUUAACUCCCAUUGCUAAAACGCCGACUGUCCCUGGCGAAAAUCAGAAAUAUUCGCCGAUAUUCUCUGCUCUACAAACGCCGAUUGCGGAGAGCAAACCGGCCGUGGUUAGUUCGCAAACUGUUGCAGUCUCCGAGGCUCCUGAAACUCAAAUUCCGAGAACUCCGAAAAAUAUGGCGCUCGAUGUGACCAAAGGUAAUGUGGAUGUUAAAACGGCGGUUGGAGAAAAGGUUAAGAUCGAAACGGAAGCUUUACUGGCAAAUAUGGUACGAGACGAAUGCCUGGCAUUAGAAUCGGAAUUGAAGGCGUUGCUGCACCAAGGGAGAAAAAUUAAUAUUAACAUUGGUACUGACGAUGAAAAAACGGUUAUGGUAGAAAAAUUGGAGGAUUUGAAAGAGUUCAUUAAAGAAAUCGUUGAUAUUAGCCUAGGAGAAAGCGCGGAAAUUCAUACUCUUAAACAAAACCUUAUUUUAUCGUGGGCUUGGUACGAGGAAGCUCUAUCGAGAUACAAUAUAUCCAAAGAUGAAACUAUGACGACUUUACUAAAGAUACAACCGUUAGAUUCCGCUGCUGAAAAACGACAGAGUGACAUUCGAAAAAUAUUUUACUAUUUGGAGUCUCAGUUGUAUCAAGCCAGUAAAGCUUUAGACGAACAAUGGGAAAAAUUCCAGGACUACGCCAAAAAAUCAUACAAAGUGAAAAUGCCGACUAUGGAAACUAUUUUUCAAUCUCUGGUUCGUCAGAGCGCAAUACUACAGAAGCAGAGUUAUAUUCUAAAGGAUAUAACAAGCCGAUUGAAGUCUAAAAGGCCGUCUACGAAUGCUUCCUUAUUUCUAUCCAUAAAUAACGCAGAUGAAUUGGAAGAAAGUCUUUCACGUCUCCAACUAGACCCCGACGAUGGACACAAAAUACUUUACGAACAAGCAAUCAAACGAAACAAAAAGCAAUCGUCCUCGAAAUGCAAGAAAAUCAGAAAUCUACUGAACAUCGUCGAAGUCACCCACAUAACGGUCGUAAAGCCCCAACUGAACAACUCCAUCUCGUUAAUUAAAUCGCCUACCGCGAAAAACAAGUUGCUCGUUUCGUUGUUGGGAGCGCAAAUGUCUCCGGUUCCGAAGCCAUCGUUUUCUAAGCAAUUGAAUUUCAUGGAAUCGACACCUAUAAAAUUCACGUCUACGACGGUACCGCCGAACACGCCCGCCCAACCAGACACCCAUUCAAAGUUAUUCGCUUUCAAAGGGGGCGAACCGAGAAGCAUCGUCGUACCGUCCAGGGCGAUGUCAUCGGCUUUCGUUUCUACCACCUCUAAACCUUCAUCAGUUUCUUCUUUAACCGACGAUCCUUCUUGCAUAACGAUCAGUAAUCCAUCUCAAUUCGAUUUUAGCGGAAGCAGUACGACCUCGGCCAUUCAAAAGCAGGAAUCCGCUCCUGUAGUUAGCACUUUUACCGGUAAUGCCGCUGUUGGUUUCGUUACUCCGCAACAUUCGAUGGCCUUUAGUAAAUCGACUGUUGAUUCUACGGCACUGUCAUCGGUUAAAUCGGAUGGUAUUGCUUCUUUUUCUUUUGGAAAAUCAUCAUUGCCUGCAACAGCCGAUACCACAUCGACGAUUGUAAAAUACGCUGCUAAGCCGGUCGCAGUUUCGGUUCCUAAAGCGACAAUUCCGGAGAAUAGAAGCGAUAAAACUACUUCAAUUACUAUGAAACCUACUGUUCUUAGUGCUCCGAAUGUUUCGACUAAAACUUCCACUAUUCCGACAAUGAAACCGAUUUCUUUCGGUGCUAGUACUAUAAAACCGACUGAUGUAGCUACAACGACGGCUACCACCACCAGCAAACUGGCGGGUUUCAAAUUCAACGCCGCUACGACGACCACCACGUCUUUGUUCGGUUCCAUUACUUCUCCUACUGUUGUUUCGUCAAUGUUUAGCGCCAAGCCUAUUGUAACAUCCGAUGCAUUCGUCUCUAAAAAAGUCGAUGCCGCCGUUGCUUCAAGUGGAAAUUCGCUGUUUUCGACUAUUCCACCCAAGGCUUCAGAAACUGCCGUCGGUAUUGUAUCGUCUACGGUAACAACUCAAUUCGGUUCCGCUACGGGUACUAAUACUACGAUUUUCAAUACCGAUUUAGCGAAAUCGAAUACAACUUCAAUAUUCGCGACUUCUCCUGCAACCGCAGAGUUACCUAGUUCCUCUGUAUCGGCCAUUGCCAGUCAAAUUUCAUCAUCGGAAACGACUAAACCUUCCAUUUUCGGUCAACCUACGGUUUCGAUAUCGUCUAGUAAUACGGCAAAUGCAAAUUUACCUUUAUUUACGAGUGCUUCAGCUACGUCUCAGACGUCUAUUUUUGGUGGUUCUCCGAAAACUACUCAAUCACCAUCGUUCGGAAGCCUUCCCGUUUCAUCACAAUCUAUUUCGAAGCCCGAUUCGACCAGCGCGCCUAUUUCUAUUUUUAACACUUCAGCUGGAACUGUUGCCAGCACAACGGCUUCUAUCUUCGGAUCGAGUUCUAUUAGUACUGCUACCUCCGCUCCGACUCAACCCGUUUUUGGAGUUAGUAAUGUUAGCGCCGCUUCCUCCGUUGCAUCUCCAUCUAUUUUCGGAUCUAGUAAUAUUGCUGCCACAGCUGCUGCAACAUCUUCGUCAAUUUUCGGUUCUAGUAGUGUUGGUGUUGCUACCACCGCUGCGGCGUCUCCAUCGAUUUUCGGCUCUAUUGGAUCUCUAUUGGCCGCAUCUCCGCCUACUUACGAAUCAUCUACUAGUAGUCAAUCCGUCGUUUCUAGCUCUUCUGCGGCUACUUCGCAACCGUCUAUUUUCGGAGCAACCGACACUAGCGGUCCCACAACGACAACGCAACCGUCUAUAUUCGGCGCGAGCACCACCAGCAGUCCUGCAACUACGGCUCAAUCGAUAUUCGGCUCUGCCACAAACACCACUUCUAUAUUCGGCGGUGCCGCUACAUCUACGCAACCUUCUGUAUUCGGUUCCAAUACAACCGGCGCCCCUGCUUCGGUAUUCGGCGGCAGAACGACGCAAUCGUCGAUUUUCGGUUCCAAUUCUCAAACGUCCGCUUUCGGUGCCGUCUCGCCGACGACUCAACCGUCAUUAUUCGGCGGUACGACCUCUUCGAGCGGUUCGAUCUUCGGUGGUACACCCACCACGCAAACGUCCAUAUUCGGUUCAACCACCACGACGACCCAAUCGUCCGUGUUCGGUACGAAUGUAUCGUCGACUAGUUCCGGUUCGAUAUUCGAUAAUGCAAACGCCAGCCCAGCGUUCGGCGGUGGUUCGGGUUUCGCGCAGUCGAGUUCGAUUUUCGGCGCGAAAACCACGACUAGCAGUUUCGGUAGCCCCAACGCGUUUGGAAUGGUCCAAACGACCACGGCGUUUAAUCAAUCGGCGCCGUUUGGUGGCAACACCGCCUCCGUGUUUGGAGGAACACCCACGACUUCGAGCGGCGUGUUCGGUAAUAAUUUCGGUGCUGUGAGUUCCUCCGGCGGUGCGUUCGGUUCGGCGGCGAAUUCGUCGUUUAGUUUCGCUUCGGCCGGAAAUACCGGCGGUUCGUUAGGAUUUGGCGAUUUGAACGUUGCCAGUUCCCCAACGUCAGGCGGUAGUAUCUUCGGUGGUAGUUCCGGUUUCGGUCAGACGCCUCCUGCGAAUCCUUUCGCUAAAGCCGGUGAACAAAAAUCGCCGUUCGGCGCUAGUCCGAGCAUUUUCGGAACUCCUUCUUCUACUAGUAGUUCUAUAUUCGGUGCGAACGCUGGUGCGAGCGCUUUCGGCGGUACUACGCAAAACGCCUUCGGUUCCCCUUCGGGUUUCGGUCAACCGGCUACUUUUGGACAGAGCACUUUCGGCGGUAGCCCGACGUUCGGGUCGAACGCGUCGGGCCCGUUUAGCGCCGGCGGAGCCGGAGUAGGACAAACCGGGUUCAGUUCGACCAACGUUUUUCAAAAAUCCCCGCAAGGUAGUGGAUUCGGAACGCCCCCGGUGUUCGGUGGUACUCCCAAACCGGCGUUUGGUACGAAUCCGAGUUUCGGAAGUUCGCCCGCUUUCGGCGCCGCUCCUGCUUUCGGGAGUCCUUCUAAAGUUUUCGGAGCGGCAAGUCCAUCAUCGACUUUCGGGCAAUCGACUGAAAACGCGGCUUUUGGGAAUUUGGCCACGCAAAAUACUGUGGGAUUUGGAAGUUUAGCCCAGCAGGCCGCCAAUACGAGUUCGGUUCCAUUUUCUGGGAAUUCUUCGUUCUCAAAUUGGAGAUAAAUUACAUUUUCAAAAAGGUAAAAAAAAAGCCUAUAUUGUAUUCGAUUUUUUUCUUUAUUAAACGUGUUUAUUUUUGAAAAUAUGUACACUAUUGUCACUUCCGCCGGAAACCAUAUACUUUUUAUUCGACCAAUCCACUUUUAAUACCUGACCUUCGUGCCCUUGUAAGUUGUACAAAGGAGCUUUGGAGCUUCUAACAUCCCACAUUUUCACGGACGAAUCGUAACCGCCCGAUAUGAAAAGAUUCGUAUCGUAAUUCGACCAAGCCACGGAACUCACCCACAACGAAUGCGAUGUAAACGUGACUUUACACAAAGAUCCCUCGGAAGAUCUCGGAUCGUACAAUCGUAUGUGCCUGUCAGCCGACGAAGCCAAAAGAGUGUUAUUAAUCGAUGACCACGAUGAACUUAGAUACGCCUUUUGUCCGACGAUUUCGUUUUUUAUGCCGCAAAGCUGAAAAUCUCGGCGUAAGAAUCAUUUCGGCAUAAUAUAAAAUCGAUAAAAACAAUACCUCGGCGUCCCAGAAUUUAAUAGUGUGGUCCAUCGAAACCGUCGAAACGGCAUAAUUGUCUAUCCAAUUAAUCCCGGUGAUGGCCUCCUUGUGGCCCUUCAGGGUGUGCAGAGGGGUUUUCGUAACGAUGUUAUUGGUCGAACGGAUUUUUUUGUGAACGUGUUCGCUCCCAUCGUCGUCUAAAGAAGUCGACCAUAGCUUCAAAUUGGUAUCCCAACCUCCGGUAGCCAAUCUCGCUGUAUUAGGGCUCACUCCUAAGCUAUCUAUGCCCCUUUCGUGGCCCCUGAGUAGAGCUUUCGGGGCUG
Phyllotreta striolata is the source of this 6801-nucleotide messenger RNA. Lineage: Eukaryota; Metazoa; Arthropoda; Insecta; Coleoptera; Chrysomelidae. The record is from the annotation of a GenBank genome assembly.